GAAACCAUUUCCUUCCUUUCUCCUCACACUGUCUCUUCCUCGCGGCAGAAGUGAGAUGGCGCGAGAGCCGACGGAUUUCCUGCUCCUGACCUCCGCCGCGACGCCCGAGGCCGACGGCAGCGACGCCCACGUGCCCGAGGCCUGGAUCCGCGCCGCACAAUACUGGGCGGGGAUAGUGUCGUGCGUGGGCGUCCUGGGCAACCUGCUCACCAUCUUCACCAUCGUCCACCAACUGUACCUGGGACACCAGUGGCGGCAGCGGCACCGCAGCCUCUACCACAACGGCACGGGCCGCCUGCAGGGGAAUCUGGUCCGGCCGGUGCUGCCCCUGGAGGGCGACACGCUGAUCCUCCUGCACCUGAGCCUCUGCGACUUCCUCUACUGCAUCAUCAACCUGCCCCUCACGGCCAUAACCUACAACUACGCCUUCACCGAAGAGAACCCGAGCCAGUCGUUCUGCACGGGGGCAGCCCUCUUCCGCUACGGCAGUGCCUUCGCCGAGUGGAUGACGCUGGGGCUGCUGGCGACGGAGAGGUGCGUGGAUCUGGGCCGGUCGAGGGCAGCGCGCUUCUUCAGGCCUCGCUUCACCGCCGUGUGCCUGGUGGCCAUCUGGGCCGCGAGCAUCACGCUGCAGCUGCUCAUCGUGAAGGGGAGGAAUUUCAACUACGAUGAAGAUACUUACAAGUGUGACAUCACGAACAAGACAGCGAGGAUGGCCUUCUAUGCUGUGGAAUCGUGGGUGCCGUGCGGUCUCAUGCUUACGGGCUGUUUCAGCAUUAUCUGUCAGCUGUGGAUGCAUAUGAAGAAGCUUAAAAACGCAGGCAUGGCGAAAGAAAUCACGGAGAAGCGCUGCAGAGACAUGUUCAAGUCGACAGUCCUCGUUCUUUCCCUCCUGCUUCUGUUCCUCGUGUGUGUCAUCCCUAUCUGCGUGUACAAUAUUAAGCUCAUUAUGGAAGAAGAUCUGGUCAGCUACGACGUCCCUCUCGGUAUCUUCAUCUUCAUGAUUUACUGGAUCCAAUACGGGGUGAAUUAUCUAGUCUACGCCGCCAUCAACGCCAACUACAGGAAGGCUUAUAAGCAGUUCGUCCUCGCUGUUAGAAAUGCGCUGUUUCGGUCCCGGAGGCCAGAGGUUAACGAGGCCAAAGUGUAUCUCACGUCUUCGUAUCCGCACUUGAUGGCUAGCCUUUCUCACGUGCCCCCGACGCUCUCGCAUUUACAUACGGUGACGGCCGUUCCACUCCACGCCUAUCGCAUCUCGCACGAUCGCGUCUCUGGGUCUCACAGCCUCCAUCCCGACGUCCAUCAGGCCUGUCGGUGGGACGCCCGCGAGAGACGGGUGAGGACCCUCUCCUCCGGCAGCAUCCAUUCCUGGAACAGUCUCAGUCACUGGAGCGGGUCCUUGUCCUCCAGAUGCUCGGUGGUCACCAUGGAGACGAAUCUUGGGACUUGCUGAGGA
This is a messenger RNA of Penaeus monodon (black tiger shrimp), 1456 nucleotides long. RefSeq names its product protein trapped in endoderm-1-like. The transcript is spliced from 3 exons. Bases 56 to 1453 code for a protein of 465 amino acids. Gene Ontology annotation, cellular component: membrane. NCBI's taxonomy places the organism in Eukaryota, Metazoa, Arthropoda, Malacostraca, Decapoda, Penaeidae. Gene Ontology annotation, molecular function: G protein-coupled peptide receptor activity. The record is from RefSeq and is a predicted model, not a curated record. Gene Ontology annotation, biological process: neuropeptide signaling pathway.